Cygnus atratus (black swan) is the source of this 2070-nucleotide messenger RNA. It is a transcript of the gene TMEM115, whose product is annotated as transmembrane protein 115. The transcript is spliced from 2 exons. Lineage: Eukaryota; Metazoa; Chordata; Aves; Anseriformes; Anatidae. Gene Ontology annotation, cellular component: membrane; Golgi apparatus. The coding region runs from base 57 to 1112 and encodes 351 amino acids. The record is from RefSeq and is a predicted model, not a curated record. Gene Ontology annotation, biological process: retrograde vesicle-mediated transport, Golgi to endoplasmic reticulum.
GGCCGGGGCCGCGGCCGGUGCCCGGGGGCCCGGAGCGGCGUCGGGGCGGCCCCGCCAUGCGGCGGUACGUGCCGGUGUCCCGGCAGCAGCUGGCGUGGGCGCUGGGCGGCAGCAGCGUGGUGGUGAAGGCGCUGAGCGGCGCCGUGGUGCUGCUGUACGCGCUGUCCUUCGGCCUGGACACGGCCUACGGGCUGGCCGUGACGCCCGGCUUCCUGCUGCCGCCCGGCUGCUGGCUCUGGACGCUGCUGACCCACGGGCUGGUGGAGCAGCGCGCGGCCGCCGUGGCGCUCAGCCUGGGCACGGUGGCGGCGGCCGGGCGGCUGCUGGAGCCGCUCUGGGGGGCCCUGGAGCUGCUGGUCUUCUUCGCGGCCGUGAACGCGGCCGUGGGGCUGCUGGGGGCCUGCGCCUACUGCCUGGCCUACGCCGCCACCUUCCGCCUCGCCUACCUGUUCGAGGUGCGCAUCCACGGCACGCUGGGCUUCCUGGCGGGCGUGCUGGUGGCCCUCAAGCAGACCAUGGGCGACAGCACGGUGCUGCGGGUGCCGCAGGUGAGGGUGAAGGCCGUGCCCAUGCUGCUGCUGCUGCUGCUGGCCGCGCUGCGGCUCGCCGCCCUCGUCGAGAGCAACGUGCUGGUCUCCUACGGCUUCGGGCUGCUCUCCAGCUGGGUCUACCUGCGCUUCUACCAGCGGCACAGCAGGGGCCGCGGGGAUAUGUCCGACCACUUCGCCUUCGCCACGUUCUUCCCCGAGAUCCUGCAGCCCGUGGUGGGGCUGGCGGCCAACCUGGUGUACGGCCUGCUGGUGAAGGUGAGGGUCUGCCGGAAGACGGUGAAGCGCUACGACGUGGGCGCCCCCUCGUCCAUCACCAUCAGCCUGCCGGGAACGGACCCCCAGGACGCCGAGAGGAGAAGGCAGCUGGCCCUGAAGGCGCUGAACGAGCGGCUGAAGCGCGUGGAGGACCAGACGGCGUGGCCCAGCAUGGAGGACGAGGAGGAGGAGGUGGUGGUGAAGAGCGAGGGCCCGCUGCCCACCGAGGCCGCCGCCGCAGCGGGGAAGGCGGCCGCCCACGAGAGCAGCCUGAUCACCUUUGAGGACGCCCCGUCCCAGCCGUGAGCUGCGGCCGUGCCGGCCCCGUCCUCCCUGCCCAGCUCCGCGGGAGAGCCGCCAACGCCCGCACGGGGACGCUGCCUGCGGGGACGCUCCUGGCCCGGGGACAGGGGCUGCCUCACCCCAGCGCCGAGGGCCUGACCGCCGCGGGGCUCUGCCUCUCGCUGCCCCCCGGCGUGGACGGGGGCUCCCGCGGGGAGGUGGAUGCCUGCGCCGGGAGCUUUGUUCCGGAGGGGGACCUUGGGCUGGUCCGCGCAGGCUGGCCCCCUGCUCCGAGGCCACGAAGGGACCUCACGGCACCCCGGGAGCCAAGUCAGCGAGUGGCACCGCGCUUCCUCGCUUCUCUGCACUCGAAACUCCGUUUUCUCCUUUCUCGAUGUAGUUUUGUUCCUGAUCUCGGGAACGGGAAGGCUCGUGGGUCUUUUCAGAGUCCUCUGCCCGCUUCCACCCUCCCUCCCUCCGCCCCAGCAGGAGGCCGACGGAGCUCCCGCGUGGGGCCAGCGCCCGCUUCCGGCUCUGCCACGGGCGCCCGCAGCGGGGAUCGGCCCCGACCCCCCCGGGCUUCGUUCCGUGGCGUUGGAUCUCUUUUUUUCCCCCUCUCCUGCUGCAGCAGCGCCCCAGAAGGGGCUGGUGCCCUCAGCUGCCGCUCAGCUAAUCCGUUUGCCAGAUUAUCCUAGAAGCUGGAAUUAAUUUCUACAGCGGGGCACAAGCUGCUUCCUCUGGCGCCGGGUUUCUCUCCUUCAAGUAGAAACGGGCUCCCCCUCCUGUCCCGCUCCCUCUGCGUGGCCGGGCUGUCCUUUGCGAGGGAGGGAGAGGCUGCUCCCCAGAGCUCCUCGCCCCCGGGGCUCUGGGACGCAGCCCGUGGCGUCGUGAGUUUAUUUUUCUAAAGGACCACGCGGGAAGGUUUUUGUCACCCAGGGAAAACACAGACGUUUCGGUAUCAAUAAACAGUUCUUUGAAAGAG